AUAAGCGUCUGCACCAUUUGACAGUUGGGCAAGGAAGAUGUACCGACAAUAAAAUUUAGCUGUAAGAAUGAAAUUGAAAUAAAACAUGAAAAUGGAAGAUGGAAUCAUUGGAACUUACUGUUUUUGGAUUAGCUCUUGUGUGUUUAACCAUAUGGUGCGUUAACUGGAUUAUGCACAUUGUAUCUUUGAUUUAUGGAAAAUGUUGUCUACACAAACAACAUGCAGAUGUGAUCGUCGAAGAUCUACCUGGAAUCUCAAUCCUAAAACCUCUUGUUGGCAUAGACCCAAACCUGUUCGAAAACCUCGAAACCUUCUUUAACAUGAAAUACCCAGCAUAUGAACUACUGUUUUGUAUACAAGAUGAAUUUGACGCCUCCAGAAUGAUUGUGCAGAGCCUCAUGGACAAAUACCCAGCUGUAGAUGCCAAAAUGUUCCUUGGUGGAAAGAAUGUAGGGAUAAAUCCAAAGGUGAACAAUAUGGUGAUUGGUUAUGAGGCAGCUAAAUACGAUCUCAUCAUGAUCUCAGAUAGUGGAAUUAAAAUGAGAGAAGACACUUUGAUCGACAUGGCCAUACACAUGACAAGUAAAGUGGGAUUGGUCCAUCAAAUGCCAUACAUCUGUACAAGAAAAGGUUUUGCAUCAAAUUUAGAAAAGAUGUAUUUUGGUACUCAACAUGCAAAGAUCUAUUUCCUCGCUGAUGUUUUACGAAUCAACUGUGCAACUGGAAUGUCUGUUUUAAUGCGUAAAUCCGUCCUGGAGGAGGCUGGAGGCCUGAGGGAAUUUGGACAAUAUCUGGCCGAGGACUUCUUCAUGGCACAGGCUUUUCUUGACAGGGGUUGGCGUGUAAAGUGUUGCUCACAACUGGCCCUGCAGAAUUCAGGGACAUAUUCCAUAUCGCAUCAUACAAGACGCAUGUGCAGAUGGAUGAAAUUGAGGAAUGCCAUGGUACCAACAACACUUCUGUUCGAGCCUCUAUCAUUGUGUUUUGUGGUAGGUUUACUUGCUUCUUGGGGUGCAAGCUACAUCUUUGAUGUUAGUCCCCUAACAUUCCUCUUGGUACACACACUGUUCUGGUUUCUUCUAGAUUACACCAGGUUGAAACAGCUAGAGAAUGCAAGUGUGCCAUUCCCAAAGUUUGACUUUGUUGUAUGCUGGUUUAUGAAUGAGAUAGGAUACAUGCUACUUCUAGUACAGUCACACCUAGAACCAACCAUCAACUGGCGGGGACGCAAAUUCAGGCUCAAGUGGGGCGGGGUUGUAGAAGAAAUAUACACCAAACAAUUAGUGUGAUCAGCGCAGUCAUCGAAAAAAAUCUGCCACAACAGCAUUCCAGGAGGAAUCAUCUGUUAGUCAUUUGACAAAUAGAAACAUGCCUGGUUCUGGGACCUUACACCAAAAUGGAUUAUAGCCAACUUAAAAGUAUUUUUCAUACAUAAAUAUUUUGAAAUAUAUCUCAUCAUGUAUAGCUUGUUGCACAUGAAUUAAUCCUUUUAUUGGACCAAGAGAUAUACAUAUUCAAAAGUUGGAAAACCGGUGUGAGGUCAUUUAUCUCCUCAUUGUAAAACCCUUGUAACCAGUUAUAGAUGCUGAUUCAGCGGUUUUACCACUUUUUGUAACUUAAAAUCCAUUCUGCACUUUUUCAGUAUCAGAAUUUGUGACCAUCCAAAUUAUUUUUAAUUUUUACAGAUGUUUCUGGGACUGUUUUUUUUUUUUUCAAACCAUGAGGGAUAUUUUAUAAUACCUUUACUCUGUCAAGUUAAGGUUAUCACAAUAUUUUUGUUAACUUCCCAGAACCAUGCAAGUUUCACCAUAUCAUUACUUCAAAUGUGCAUUUAAUUUGUUCAGUAUUUGGUUGUUUUGUCCAGAGAUUUCCUUGUUUAUGUAACUUCUCAUUGUCAGAUUUUUCUCAGCAUUUUAGGCUGAGCUUUUGUCUUAUUAAAAAAAUUAAAAUUUCUGGUCUUUAAAAAUCAGAAAACUAUAACUGUUACAGACCACUUGUCAAGUGAACGCCUUUUUAUAUAAAAUAAUGAAUUGGUAUGAUCUGUUAGAAAUACUGUGCUGAAAAUACUAAAAAAACACAUUUGGGAAAUAAUCUCACAUUGAGAACUUAUUGUAGACAAGAAAGUUACCAGUAUCACAGGACAUCUUAAUGUAACACUGCUUAGCAUAAUUUUAUUGACUUUUGGAAAAGAUCUUUUAUGUGUUUAAAGUUAUACCUAUAAGCAUUUUACUGUGUACCUCUUUAAGUUUAUUAUGUUUUAGAUUGUUAAUCUUUUUUAUUCAGGUUUAACUACAUGUAUAAAUGUAUACUCUAGAUUUAUAAAAACUGAUGUUAGCCUAGUCUGGAACUAGUGAAGAAUAUAGUUGAUAUAUACAAAAUAUUGUAAUCUAGUCGAAAAUUGUGCAGUUUGGUUUUUGGGGGUAAAAAUUAUAAUUUAGUUAAGUAAAUAAUUAAUUUGAAUUAAAGACACUUAUGUCAAGUUCAGAAUAUUUUUGUUUACCAAAUAACAGCUUCAUAUUUGAUUCACUGACAAUACAUUGUACUAAAGUUAGAGGCUUUUAAAAUUUUGAUCAUUGCUCACAUACCAUCAUUUAAUGUAAGAGCCAUCAAUAUAUGGCAGCACUGCAAAACUUACUGAGCACAAUUGUUAGCAAAUUCAAUUUUUAAUUAUGAUUUUUAUUUUGCCAAUAAAAAAAUUUGAUGAAAAAUCAAAGAUAAAUUUAAUAUUAAGUAAAAAAAAUAAAGAUAGAGGCCUUUUUGAAUGGAGAGUUCUUACAGUUUGAUACUAGUCUUGCUUUGGAAUCUCCUGUCGCAUUCUUACAUUUUUUAGGCUUAUAAAUUCAUUUUUAUAUGAUAUUUAACUUCCAUUGACAGAGAUGUAUGUUUUUCUAUUGAUUUUAGUCAUACAAUUUUUUUAUGUUUUAGUGUGUAAGCUGAGUUUUCGUCAUCUUAUUUUCUGUAUGUUUAAUAAUUGUUAAAAUAUAGAAAGAAAAUGUCUGCCAUUUUAAUUCUAAAAAACUAGCUUUUGUGUCGUUCUAGUAAUUUUCAUCACUAUUUUCUUACAUCUCUACAUUAAAAUGUACUGUUAGGAGUGGUAUGAAAUGUCAAGGACAGCGUGGUCAAAGGGUCUAGGACAGUACAGUCAAAUAUAUUGUUUCUUUGUUCAUUUGUGAAGUAUCAUCCAUCAUCGAUAAAAUUCACUUGUACUUCUUGUAGAAUCAUCUCAAUGUUGAAAUUCAUUUUGUAUCGAACCAUCACAUAAAAUCAAAUCAUCAAAGUCAGAUUGGAUUUGUUGUGACCUUGACCUGCUCUAACAGCUGUGCAUGACUAAACUGUUGCUAUGGUUUCGAUUUCAGCUGAAGGUCAUAGGGUCACACACAAUUUGCACUUUGACAUGAAGUCUUUCUGCACACAUUAACAAAUACAAUGCAAAAUAGUUAUCUUUUAUUAUUUAUUAUAGUGGAGCUUCUUAUUCCCAUACGGAGGUUGUUGUUGGAGCAAUAAAUAAUAGAAUAGAUGAGAGAACAUUUGCUUGGAAAAUCAUAUUUCAUAGAAGAAAUGAGAUGAUAUCUGUAAAUGUGGUCAAAUUUCAUAAAAUGAAUGAGAGAAAAUCUGGGAGUGUAAUUGUAUUUCAGACAGCAAAUAUAUUGAUCAUUUAGAUCCCUGUUGCACAGUUAUUGCCUUUUAGUACUAACAAACCUGUUGUUGAUAUGAGAAGUUGAUCUAUUGAAGUUUGAUACGAUUGUAUAGAAAGUUAUCUAUUUCUGACUGUUUAAUAUAGUGAUAUUUGAUCUUCAUGGUGUGGAACUUUUGUAACCAUGUAUUUGCUGAAACGUAUAGAGAUUAAGUUUGCUGUAAACAUAUUUGCCAUAAUAUUGCAUAUACGUAACAUGUUGUUGUGUUUAAAUGUCUGUAGAAAUGUUGCUGAAAAUAGCUGUUCUUAAGAAAAAUUAGGUUUUGUGACCCAAAAUUCUCUUUUACCUAUUGAAGUUCAAAUAUUAUAGCUGAACUAUUCAAAGAAUAGGUAGAGUUAUUGUACUCUCCCAUUCCUCAUUAUUUGUGUUCCAGGUCAAUUAAGGUUUUUUUACGUAAGCAUGUGUACCAGUAACCACUUGUGGGAAUGGAUUGAAACUUAACACACUUGUUUACUUUGAUGAUCUGACAUGCAGUGUGUAUGUUUCAUUACUGUGUUUUCCAUUUUAACAAAGUCAACUUGGCAAUUACUGUGUGAAAGCUUGUAUUUCACUAACUGCUAGUGGGACUUGCAGUGCACUAGUUUCAACACCCUACUUAGCAUUUUUACAAAGUUCUACCUUGUUUUUUUACUUAGCAAAUUCUGGUAAGGUUUUUGUAUAUAAGCUUUGAUCUUAUGGGAUGUGAUUGAAACUUCACACUCCUAUUUAUUUUGAUGAUCUGACAUGCAAUGCACUUAUUCCAUAACUUAGUCUUGCUUUUAUACAAAUAUUCAUUUAUACAACUUAUUUUAAUAACAUGGCUUUUGAAUAGUCGAGUGUUGCUGUCCUCCGACAACUCUUGUUAGGUUUGGUACUUACAUUGAGCUGUAUGAUUAGUUAAGUUAAUAAAAGUGAUAAAAAUGUUGAGCAUAUGCUAUUUAGCUCUCUAUUUUUUUAAUAGCCAUAAUUAUCAAUAAAAUUAUGUUUUCCUAUAGAAUCCUCCAUAUAAAUACAAAGAUUUGACUUCUUUGCAUCAUUUGGUGUGUUGUAGAAGUAAUUGAAUGUACAGGAUUUUCAAAUUUGUACCACUAUUGACUGGAAAAAAUUGUACUGUUUUACAUUGCAGCAGAUUAUCAUUUUCUUAAGCAUGUGACAGAUGGAAGCUUUCUUUAAAUGAAAUGAUGUUUAUAUUUAGUACUUAACCUUUUGAUCUUAACUAUGUGUGAAAUAGAAAAGUGUGUUUCUUGUAUUAAUACAUUCAGUGAAUCUUACAACUGGAGCAAAUACUCAAAAUGAGUUUCAGUUUUAAAUGAGAUCUGAUUUAGGGUUAUGCACUCAGUAUCUUUAGUGAAUGGUGUAAAGUAAGUUUUGUGUAUUUAGUUUUGUUUUUUGCUGAUUAUCUAGUAUAAAUUACAAACUUGGUCUAAACAAAUUAGAAAUGUAGCCUAUUUCAGUUAUACUUUGCAAAUUAUUAAUAUCGAAGCAUUUUUUUCAGACUGCAUAUUGUGCAGCAUAUUUUUUUCACAUUUGAAAUCAGAUCACACUCAAAAUUAUAAUCAGUGAAUUUCACGACUGUCAACAAUAAAUGACUGCCUGUGCAAUACACAUUUUGUUUUUAAUAGUUUACAGCAAUACAUUGACAAGUAGUUUAGUUGAGUUUUUUUUUGUUACAUUUUAUCCUGUAAUUUUUCAAAGGUGCUGUAUGGAAUUAAGAAGUGUUCAGUAUUAGUUCUUGCCUGAAUUUGAAAUUUUAACUUGCCAAACAUAUUAUAUCUUAUUAAGUUGUUUUAGAUUAUUUUUAAAAGCUCUGUUGUUAAAGGAGCAAUAAAAAGUGCCAUGCUAUAAUGAGUGGUUGUCAACUUUAAAUGAUUUAGACAAUAUUAUCUUCUGUAACAGCUUACUUUUCUUUUAGUCUUAGGUUCAUUAUAAAUGUAAAUCAAUGGUCUCCAUCUACAAUGAUAAAUAAACAAAAUUUUAACGUUUUAACUUUUCUUGAAAGGCUGAAGUAGAUGUUGCAAUUUUGUUUCAAGUUUUCCUUCUUUUAGCUUAUAUGAAAAGAGCUGAAGUUGCAAUUCUGUUUUUAAAAAUAUUUUUGCCCCACCAAUUGUUGUUCUACAUUUUAUAAAAUGAUUAAAUGUGAUAGUUUGUUGGAUAAAAGAUUUGCCAUUUUCCAAAGAUGUUCUUUUUGAAUUCACUCGUUUAAAAGUGCAAAAACAUUGAGAUACCCAAAAAAUAGGUUCCAUAUCUAGAAAGAAGACAAUUGAAAAGUUGGUGUGAAAAUAUGGUUGAUAAAAUCUAAUUUAAAAUUAUAUGUGUCUUGUUAUAUUGUAGGAAAAAAUUGUUGUAGUAAACAAGUGUUCAUUUAUGUUGUGUAUGUAAAGUAAAAGAUUUAUUUCAACUUGCCAGAAUAUUUUGAGAUUUAAUGAUUAUUUAGUGCUUUGAUGAAUGUAUGUGUACCAGUAUUGAGCUUUUUUUACUCACAGCAAUUAUUGCAGAUAAUCUGCAAAGAUGGUAAUACAGGACAUUUAGAUAAAGAAUAAACAGUGGUUACUUCCCCUGUCAUAUAGUUAUGUCAAACCACCGUUUGCAUGUUUGUGUUAUGCUUGUUGUAUUGUUUUUACUGUUUUAAGUUACAGACAUUUUGAAGCAUGGAAUGGUCAAGGUUAGAUAACUGAGUUAUGACGCUUUUUGCUCUCCAUUUAUUUAUUUCUGUGGUUUCAUUUGCAGAUUUUAAGUUCUUUUCAAUAUUUGCAUAUUUGUAAAUAUUGCUUUGUAAAGAUCACCUGGUCCAAUACUUAUGAUUUUGUUCAGAAAUGUAAGUAGGCUAUGCCUUUUGAUAUUUAUGGUCGGAUAUUUAAAUGUUUAUGAAUUUCUAUCAGAAAUUUAUCAAAUUUAACAUUUUAUUUAAGCAUAAAAUACAGUCUGUUUAUAGCUUUUUUACUUGAGCCUAUUCAACACUUUUGCAAUUCCAAAUUAAGAAACAUCAAAUUGUAAUUAUCAUAAAAAAUUAUAUGGACAUGUUAACCUGAUAGCUGUUGCCAUUGAAACUUGAAUGGAAUGUUAAGUAUGAAGCUGAACCAGUGACCUUUGACCUUAUGUGUAUGAUCCCCACAUACACUGCAUGAAAUGCUUCUCAAUUGUUUGUUAGCUAGGCCAAAUAAAAUUACUGUAAUUGUGUUUUGUUUGUUAUAGAAAGAAAAAAUGAUUAUACACAAAUAUUUUACUGUAAUUUUGAACUGCAAAAGAGUUUUAGAUGAGGGUGGAAAAUUCACAUCAGUUUUUGCAGUAAUUAUUUUAUGACAAAAAAAUUGAAUCUGUAUGCAUUUCUGGGAGUGUGUACGUCCUUAUAAAGAUUUAGACAGUAAAGGGAGAUAGAUUCUGUUUGUUUCUGCACAGGAAAUACUUGUAUUUUUACUUGGCCUAAAAGUAAAACAUAACUAUAGCACAUGUUGCUCGAUUUUGUUAGUAUUCACACUUUAUUUUACACAAUAUUUUAUACAAUAGAAUUAAUAAGUAUAAUUAUUUAUAUAUUUAUAUGCAUCGAAAGCUUAGUGCAAUACCCUCUGUAAAACUGUAUUUUUCCUACUUUUUCAAAAGAAAGUGAUCACAGGUAUAUUAUUACCAAUCUUUAGAUAACCAAUAUUAUAAUAUUUUACUCUUUGCAAUAAAUGUUCACAAAGUAGUCAACAUAACCUACAUAAGAUUUUAAAACCUUUAGGAACAUCAAAUAAUUUCCUUUACAUUAUAUCUAAGUUUGCAUGGAUUUUGCAGAUGUCACAUGUGUAACAAACAGCGCAUUUGGUCCUAAAUGUACAAUGUUGUAUCUGUACUAAAAAUAAUUUUUUAUGGUUUUACUGUGUUCAUGCAUCAAUAUCAGUAAUUGAUAAAUGUUGCAUUUUAAUACCUAAAACAGCAUUUUGUUUUAUUAUUCUUAAAACAGAAACUUUUUACUGUGUUUUAAUUUGGAAGAUUUCUAUCAUUCAAUACAAAAGGUAAUGCUAUGUAAUGUUUGAUUCUUCUAUUCCAUAACAGAUUUUUUUUUCAUUGGUAAUAUUGAUAAUCAUCAUAACUUAAAAACUUUUCGAAAAUGUUGAAAAGUCUAUUUUUUAUGUUGGGGAGGGAUGUUGGGGUAUUUUUCCAUCUGAAUUCCAGUUUCUUUUAAAAUUUAAGAAGUUGAUGUAUGAUUUUUUUCCAGUAAAAAAGCUUGCUUUGGAAUUAGGUCAAACAGUAGUUUUUGUUGAAAUUGUUUUCACACUUUACAUUUCGGACAGUGAAAACUUUUGUAUUGUUACAGAAAACAGCAUUUGCAUGUUGUGAACAUUAAACAUAAUUGGAAAAAUAAAUUGCUUUUAAUAUCA
This is a messenger RNA of Mercenaria mercenaria, 8032 nucleotides long. Its product is annotated as ceramide glucosyltransferase-like. The record is from RefSeq and is a predicted model, not a curated record. Gene Ontology annotation, biological process: glucosylceramide biosynthetic process. NCBI's taxonomy places the organism in Eukaryota, Metazoa, Mollusca, Bivalvia, Venerida, Veneridae. Gene Ontology annotation, molecular function: ceramide glucosyltransferase activity. The transcript has 9 exons. The coding region runs from base 99 to 1289 and encodes 396 amino acids. Gene Ontology annotation, cellular component: membrane.